Molecule: messenger RNA, 2889 nt
Organism: Limulus polyphemus (Atlantic horseshoe crab)
Lineage: Eukaryota; Metazoa; Arthropoda; Merostomata; Xiphosura; Limulidae
Product: 5'-AMP-activated protein kinase subunit gamma-2-like
Exons: 6
Source: RefSeq, a predicted model, not a curated record
UUUUCUGAUCUUCCAAAACCAAGUUACCUCAACCAGACCCUGCAAGAACUCAAAGCGAAAGAAGACACCCCUGUGAUUACAGUACUCAACCAAUUCAUAGAGAGGAGAGUUUCGGCUUUGCCCAUAGUAAAUGAACAAGGCAAAGUGGUGGACAUUUAUGCUAAGUUUGAUGUUAUUAACUUGGCAGCUGAGAAAACCUACAACAAUCUAGACAUGACUGUCAGAAAGGCUCUAGAACAUCGAGACCAGUGGUUUGAAGGAGUAGCGAAAUGUAAAGCUGAUGACACACUGCUUUCAGUAUUGGAGACUCUUGUAAAAGCAGAGGUUCAUCGACUAGUGAUAGUGGAUGAUGAGAACCGUGUUGUUGGAGUUGUCUCUCUUUCCGACAUUUUGAAGUUCCUUGUGUUAAGGCCAGCUCGUGAAGAAAAUCUAACCAAAAUAGACAAAGAAGACUCGCAAACAGAAAUCUCUCUCAACGAUGUUUGUGAAUAAGUUGUCUUCAUUCCACAGAGUUUGGUCCAGUGUCAGAAUGUCAUCACUUGGAUUGUUAAAGGUGGUUCACUCACCUCAAAGAAUAUUGAAAGUGUAAUUUGUUUUACGAUAAUAUUAAAAUAGGGGAUUUGAGUGUUUGUCGAUAUAUAUACACCAAUUACUGAAUGAACGUCUAACCAACAUUGAUCAGGAAUCAUGGCUGUAAGUCCCACAACUAAUAAGAUAUUGCUUAUUUUCAGAAAUAGACACAAAGAAAAAUUGAAAUUAUAAUAAAAACCACGUAAAAAUGUUUAGGAGUCUUAGUUAUAAAAUGAACAAGUAAACCUUUUUGGUGAGCAAUAAGGCUCAAUACAUAAUAUAUUGAAUUUUCAUGUGUUUCAGUAACUAACCAAUUUGACUUCCAGUGUCUAAGUAGAAAUUAAGAUAAAAAGAUUAUUUUUUGUUUCUUCAGAGUUUGUGCCUUUUUUAUAUAGAAGUAAUGUGUCAAAAAGUUUUGUAAACUCAAUAUGUACAGUGCUGUGUAAAUAUAUCUGUUGUAUUUUUGGAUGGAAAGCGUAAAUAGUUUACUUGAUUUAUGGCAGUUGCCUAACAAUGUGGUAAUUAAACUUGAUAUCAGUACUUGACACCCAAGCUUGUUUUUCUGCCCUUUUUUCCCAUAACACAAGUUUUUGUUCGGUUUUUUAAAACAUCUCAUAAGAGAAAAUAAUUGCUGAUUUCAAAAUGCAAGUCUGAAUUUAAUACAGAUUAUUUUGAUUUAAUAUGUUUAAUGUUGUGAUCUUGAGUGAGAGAGAAGACUUCUUAUAUGUUCUUGCUUCUUAUGAACUUGUUCAGUGUUAAUUUGUUUUUUAGGUGGAGGUGUUUAAAGUGUAAUGUGAUAUUGUACAAGAAAUGCAGUUACGAGACUCUGAUGACAGGGAAACAGUCUUUGAGACCUAAAAAUAUUAAACCCUUUGAUGGAUGGGUGACUGACCAAUCAACUUUAACUACCUUGUUUAUGACCUACCUGUGUAUGAAUACAUCACUUGAAAUUGGUCUAUUUGAUACUGUGUUUGCAAACACAUUAAGGCUUUGAAGGAACAGUAUAUUUAGCUUUGUAUCUUUGCAAGGCUUUCAGCCAUUUUCGGGAAGUUCCGAGAAACUUGGGCUGCCUGGAAAUGUUCUAUAUACCUAUUUUUUACCCUAGAUAUACAAUCAACUCAUCACAGUCCACGUCUAUGUUAACAUAUCGUAAACUCUAAUAAGUUAAGUUCAUAGUAUGUAACAUUAUAGCAGUAGUGACUUCAUCAAGUUUUUCUGAGGAGAACUGUUUAUUGUAGAGAGCUGUGUGAAUUGUAUUUGACAAACCAGACUGUAGAGAUUUUUUUCAUUUCUCCACGACUUGCAGCUACAUAUUAGUGACUUCCACACCUCUGUUAGAUGAGCUGAAACAUCCAUCAAUUGUUGUCAUUCUUUUGAAAUCAGCAUACUAAAGAUUAAAAGAAUGUUUGUAAAAAUUGCUUCCCAUAUUAAAGAUGCAUUGGUUGUAUAUUCCAACUGAUUUAAGUUAACAAUCCCAUUUAUAUGUAAUGAAAGUGUGUAUCCAUAUACGAGAUGUACACUAAAACUUUCUUCUCAAAAAACACUUUAAAUGGAAAAUUUAAGUUUCAGACAAUCUUUUAUCAUUUUGUGUGGAUGCUUUGAAAAAGUCACAAGAUACCUUAUUCAUCAACUUCUGUUAUCCUCCUCACUAUGUUUCUAUAAAAUUGACAAUAAUAUGAACUCUUUAUGCCUGCUUCUGUAAAGUUUCACAAAAACAUGAGGAAGUUUUUUUACGAGCAGCAACAGCAUGACGUAAUUAUGGUUACUGUGUCUCACACACAAAUAUUAUAUAUGUAAGUUUUAGAAUUUCAAGAAGAAAGUAAAAGACUUACCAUACAAGUAACAGAUGUGUGAUUGGUGAAAUCAUAUAUAUAUAACCUAUAGUUCUUAAGUCGAGCCAUUCAGUGAAUUUUCCCCAAAUGAACAGAAUUCAUGGCGAUGUUUUAAAGUGUGAUUUAAAUACGUUUUUGGUUUACAUUUUAUUCAUUCUACUGAAGUAACGGCAGCUUUAGUACAAAAGUAUGUUCGUAUAAUAGUUUUGAUUUUUAUCAUGUAUGUUUUGCUCAAAGAUAUUAUGCAACUUGUUUUAUCUUACAGACUCUUUUGAUCUAAUUUAUGAAGUUACCAUAUUUGUAUUUUUUCCCUACAAAGUGACAAACUUGGGCCUAAAACCGUAUUUUCUUAUAAUGACCAAUAAAUAAUGCAGCCACUGUAUUUUGUUUCCAAAUUCUUAAAGGUUAGUAGAGCAAGUGAUAUUAAUAAACUUCAAUAAUCACAAAGAUAGUUGUGUUAUAUUUCUAAAAAGCACGUGUUAACUUC